This is a messenger RNA of Haplochromis burtoni (Burton's mouthbrooder), 1042 nucleotides long. RefSeq names its product peptidylprolyl isomerase Fa (gene ppifa). Lineage: Eukaryota; Metazoa; Chordata; Actinopteri; Cichliformes; Cichlidae. The transcript has 5 exons. Gene Ontology annotation, molecular function: peptidyl-prolyl cis-trans isomerase activity. Gene Ontology annotation, biological process: protein folding; protein peptidyl-prolyl isomerization. Bases 87 to 725 code for a protein of 212 amino acids. The record is from RefSeq and is a predicted model, not a curated record.
UGCGGAGAACGCGAGAACUCGCGUACUUGAGAAUUGAGAAAGGGCCAUGGUUUGCAGGUCCGCCUCACCGUGUGAGCUAAGCAGCUAUGCUUCAAAUAAAAAAUCGUAUGAGGUACAGCUCGCUGGGCAUCACUGCAGCGCGCCUGUUUUCUUCCGGCCCCGUCGAGAACCCGGUAGUAUUUUUGGACAUCGACGCUGACAGCGAUCCUCUGGGGAGAAUAAUCAUUGAGCUGAAUGCAGAUGUGGUGCCAAAGACUGCAGAGAACUUCAGGGCUCUGUGCACCGGGGAGCAUGGCUUUGGAUACAAGGGAUCUGUGUUUCACAGGGUCAUCCCCGAGUUCAUGUGUCAGGUACAGUUUACAGUGAAGGUGCAGUGUCAUUUGGCAUGUUUUCUGCUGUUGUUUUUUCUCUUGCAGGGAGGAGAUUUUACCAACCACAACGGUACAGGAGGGAAAUCUAUUUAUGGGAAAACGUUUAAAGAUGAAAACUUCAAGUUAAAGCACACUGGUCCAGGAACACUUUCAAUGGCAAAUUCGGGCCCGAACAGCAACGGCUCGCAGUUCUUCAUCUGCACAACGAAAACCGAGUGGCUUGAUGGUAAACACGUGGUGUUCGGGCAGGUGAAGGAUGGGAUGGAUGUGGUCUCCAAGAUGGAAUCCUUUGGUUUACACGACGGCGGUGUGAUCAAAAAAAUUGUCAUCACAGACUGCGGGGAGAUCAAAUGACGCCCAAGCGCACUCACAGACUUUUGCUGGAUGAGUCAUUGUGCAGCAAUCUAGUAUUUACUCUGUCCUGGCUCGUGUGUUCGUGCACUCUGAAGGCGGGGCUGUCGCAGGUGAUCAGCUUUUACUCAAAUCUGUGCUUUUUAACUUCUGGUUUUGAGGUUGAGCAAAGCCAGAGGUUUCUAACACUCAGACAGACCUUUUUACUCUCUAAAAUCUUUACUCGACUGAUCUAAAUUGUAUGCAAGCAUGUAAAACAAUUGUGUGGUGACUCAUUCUCCAAUAACUGCCAAAUAAAUGACUGAUAUUUUUCGACUUUA